Messenger RNA from Chaetomium fimeti, 1748 nucleotides. RefSeq lists its product as uncharacterized. Bases 169 to 1575 code for a protein of 468 amino acids. The record is from RefSeq and is a predicted model, not a curated record. The transcript is spliced from 2 exons. Lineage: Eukaryota; Fungi; Ascomycota; Sordariomycetes; Sordariales; Chaetomiaceae. Gene Ontology annotation, molecular function: peptide-N4-(N-acetyl-beta-glucosaminyl)asparagine amidase activity. Gene Ontology annotation, cellular component: nucleus; cytosol. Gene Ontology annotation, biological process: glycoprotein catabolic process; protein quality control for misfolded or incompletely synthesized proteins; protein deglycosylation.
CGACAACGACAACGACAACAAAAAAGAAGAGGACGUUACGACGCAUCCGAAGUUGCGCUCUUCCCUGUGGCGACAUCUUGUCGAGACGCCCUCCCCGAUUCAAUUAAAUAGCGCCCGUCGCCCACAACCAACCCUCCGGGCACCAGUUGGCUAUCGCACACAACGAACAUGGAUGCUAAUGGGAGGGAUGCCUCUCGGGGCGGGGACCAGUAUGGCGAGGAAUGGGCGCACGAUUUGAGGGUGCAGUUCGAGCAGCUCCUGAGAACGAAGCGAUUAACCGACCUCUCGACACGAUCCCGCCAAGGAUCACCUGCGCCCGGGCACAGCGCAUCGUCGGGCAACCUCCGAGAUAUUUAUGCCGCCGAUCGUAGCAGGCCAGGGACGUCGGGCGACGCACUAACACCGCCUUCCUACUCAUCCGUCCGAAACCUUCCCAAGGUUCCGACCCCACCAGCAGCCGACGAUCUCGAGUCCACCCGAUUUCGAAACCUCCUCAUAUCACUAUCAGCAACACCGAUGAAGUACGAGAACCCCGGCCUGCUUGACGAGGCCCUGCAGGCGAUUCCACUCGACAGGAUCUAUGGAGAGGCCGAGGAGGAGUGCCAGGUGCUCCAAGCCGAGGCCGAGAGCAUGGGGGAUGGGCGCAAAGCGGAAUGGGGCUAUCAGGACUGCAUGAUCCGCGCCCUCCUAAGGUGGUUCAAGAACGACUUCUUCACAUGGGUCAACAACCCCCAGUGCCCAGUCUGCUUUUCUCCGACCAUCGCACAAGGAAUGACGCAGCCGACGCCGGACGAGAAGGCCUGUGGUGCCCUGCGCGUCGAGCUCUACCGUUGCUCCAACAACAACUGCCGAGCGUACGAGCGCUUCCCCCGGUACAGCGACGUCUGGCGCCUCAUGCAGACACGGCGCGGGCGAUGUGGCGAGUGGGCAAACUGCUUCAGCAUGCUCUGCCGCGCCAUCGGCGGCCGCGUCCGUUGGGUAUGGAACGCCGAAGACCACGUGUGGACCGAGGUCUACUCGGAGCACCAGAAGCGCUGGGUCCACAUCGACGCCUGCGAAGAGGCGUGGGACAAUCCUAGGUUGUACACCGAGGGUUGGGGUAAGAAGAUGUCGUACUGCAUCGCCUUCUCGCACGAGGGCGCUACCGAUGUCACCAGGCGCUACGUGCGCAAGACCGAGUACUACAACGAGCGCAACCGCUGCCCCGAAGAGGUCAUGUUGUAUGUCAUGCAGGAGAUCAAACAUCUCCGCCGCGCCAACUUGGAGAAGCAGAAACGCUUCGAUCUAGAAAAGGAGGACUCGAGGGAGGAUCGCGAACUCCGCAGCUAUGUCGUCGCCUCGAUCACGCAGGCUGUAACCCAGCUCGUGCCAACAGCAGCCGACGCCGGCCCGAGCAGGACUGGACUGGCCGCCCGAGGCGGGUCCUCGUCCAAUGACGACACCAAGGUCCCCGUGUCUGCCGACGUACCCGCACGCCAGAGCGGCAAUGCCGAAUGGGUAGCCGCCCGCGGGGAGAACGGCCGACGCAACCAAGGAUUCCCUCCCCCUCGUGGCCAGGGCCCGCCAUUCCCCUGAGCAACAACCGCCCCCGCCCCCGCCCCUCCACCUCCGGGGUCAAUCGCUAGCGUUCCAACCCCAUUAGAAAAACGUCGAGUCGCCGGCCAACGGUUUCGCUGUUCAUCGCAGCAAGAUACCCACCGUUGCCCGAUUGCGUCGAGACGUUGAUGGUUUUGUUCCCGCCAGCGACA